Messenger RNA from Dendronephthya gigantea, 1929 nucleotides. Its product is annotated as histidine--tRNA ligase, cytoplasmic-like. Lineage: Eukaryota; Metazoa; Cnidaria; Anthozoa; Malacalcyonacea; Nephtheidae. Gene Ontology annotation, molecular function: histidine-tRNA ligase activity; ATP binding. Gene Ontology annotation, cellular component: mitochondrion. The record is from RefSeq and is a predicted model, not a curated record. Gene Ontology annotation, biological process: mitochondrial translation; histidyl-tRNA aminoacylation.
GAGUCUGGGGGAUGGAAACAAGUGAAAGCCUUACAGCAAGAUGGCUGCCGAAGGAACAAAGAGGAGUCGGCAAGAACUACAAGAAGAGAUUAAAAAACAAGGAGAAAUCGUUAGAAAUUUAAAGCUAGAAGCACAGACAGAUGAAGUGAAACAACAGGUUAAAAACGAAGUUACAAAGCUAUUGGCAUUAAAAAGCGAGUUGCAAGAUGAUGGACCACAAAAGUUUGUGCUUAAAACUCCAAAGGGAACAAGAGACUACACUCCCAAACAAAUGGCGAUUAGAGAAAAUGUCUUUGAUGUGAUUACGAAAUGUUUUCAAAGACAUGGUGCCGAAAGUAUUGAUACUCCUGUAUUUGAAUUAAAGGAAACAUUGACAGGAAAAUAUGGCGAAGACUCCAAACUUAUCUAUGAUUUGGCUGAUCAAGGAGGGGAACUUCUUUCGUUAAGAUAUGAUUUAACUGUACCUUUCGCUAGAUAUGUUGCCAUGAAUAAAAUUGAUAAAAUCAAAAGAUAUCACAUCGCAAAAGUUUAUCGCAGAGAUAAUCCUGCUAUGACGAGAGGAAGAUUUAGAGAAUUUUACCAAUGUGAUAUAGACAUUGCUGGCGAGUAUGACGCGAUGAUACCAGAUGCGGAAUGUGUAAAAAUAGUAGCAGAAAUCUUGACCAAUUUAGAACUUGGCGAUUUCAAAGUAAAGGUCAACCACAGGAAAAUACUUGAUGGGAUGUUUGAAGUGUGCGGCGUUCCUGCUGAAAAAUUCAGAACCAUCUCAUCAGCUGUUGAUAAACUUGAUAAGACGCCAUGGCAAGACGUGCGCUCCGAGAUGGUCGAUGAAAAAGGUUUAGAUCCUGCUGUGGCUGAUGCAAUUGGUGAAUAUGUACAACAUCAUGGUGGAGUUGAAGUACUGCAGAAGAUGGAAGCAGAUGAAAAAUUAGGAAAGAAUAAGAGUGGAAAAGCUGGUAUUGAUGAUAUGAAGCUCCUAUUCACAUAUUGUGAAUUGUUUGGUGUCCUUGAAAAGGUUUCGUUUGAUAUGAGUUUAGCUCGUGGUUUGGAUUACUAUACUGGCGUUAUUUUUGAAGCAAUCCUAGUUCAACAGCCUGAAAAUAUAACGAAGAAAGAAGCAGGCGAAGCUGUCGGUGUUGGUUCAGUUGCCGGUGGCGGACGUUAUGAUGAUCUGGUUGGAAUGUUUGCUGCGAAAGGAAGAAAGGUACCUUGUGUCGGUGUCAGUAUAGGAAUAGAACGAAUAUUCGCUAUAUUAGAAGCUAAGAUUAAGGCUUCUGGGUGUAAACAAAGAACUACUAAGACAUGUGUGCUAGUGGCAUCUGGGCAGAAAAACUUUUUAGAUGAACGAAUGAAACUAUGUACCGAUCUUUGGCAAGCAGGAGUACAGGCAGAAAUCUUGUACAAAAAGAAUCCGAAAAUGUUAAGUCAAUUUCAGUUUUGUGAAGAACAUGGCAUUCCUUUUUGUGCGAUAAUCGGGGACAGUGAAUUAAAGGAUGGCGUUGUUACUUUAAGAGAUAUGCAGUCUAGACAAGAGGUAAAAGUAAAACGAGAAGCCCUUGCUGCGCACAUAACAGGCCAACUAUCAGAAUCGAAGCCUAUACCUUGAUUUCUAAUUAUUUACCCGAUCCUCACGAGCAGGUACAGAUCUGAAACACAAAUGACAAAAGCUAUUGUAGAUUGUAUGCUAUAAGCAUACGUGUAAUUGAUUCUGUGAAAGCAGGUUUUUCAAUUAAAAUUGAAAGACUAAACGCUGGGUCUUUAACCUAGGAAACCUAAUAAAACUCGAUGUUGAGGACAUGCCAAAUAACAAAUUAAUUUCUAGCAACACUGGUUGUAAAAUUUACAAUGGAGAACUAUCCCGUAAUGAAAGUUUUUUCAUACAGUAUUGUUGGACAGCAAACUGCGGAAUAAAUUCGAUAGAACAUCGUA